AUGGCCAAGAAAGCCUCCCGUUCUUCCUCCAAGGGCCCCGCCCUCCGCCAGCGCCGCAGCGGCGCCUCGUCCUCGUCUGUGGGGGAGUCCACAAAGCGUGCAGCCGCCAGCGGGAAGAAGAUCAACCCCAUCACUGGGCAGCGGCAGCCGAAGCAGCCACCGCGCAAGCUGGCCGUUGAAACUGACGCGCAGAUGGACACCUGUCUCUGGCGCACGCAUCCCAGUCCCGACGCCGACGGCGGCAAGGUCAAGCUCUGCAACGCUUGUGGCAUCCAUAUCCGUGACAAAGGCUACAACCGCAAGGUGACACCCGAGAUGCUGCAGCGGCAGUCAUCGCAGGCGCAGGCGACCCGACGCGCAUGGGCGAUCCAGAACGGCCAUGAGAGCGACAGCGACAUUCCUUCCUCUCCCACCUCGUCAGAAUUCUCGGACGACGGCGCGCCGCCCAGCCCCGCGGCCUCUGACUCAACUAAGGCUGCCACGCCUCCCCCGUCCCCGCUGCCCGCUGUGCCUGCCAUGCCCACCAGCUCGUCUGCCGGUCCUGCCGUGCGGAAGAAUUCCCUCAAGGCGUCCCCGAAGGCGUCUCCCAAGUCCCUCAAGUCCAAGGCUGCCCGCAAGGCAAGCAAGGCGGCGCGACCCGCCCCCCUCAAGCUGACAAAGUCAGCCUUCGACACGUCCAGCAACCUCCCCAGUCCCACGUCGGAUGCGUCUGAUGCGCCUCUGCGCAAGAAGGAGGUCUCGAUCAGGCCCAAGCCGGUGUCAACAAUGAGCGACGAGGAGGCUGCGGAUGCGCUGUUCCGCCUGAUUAGCGAUGCGUGGCGCCAGUACGACGGCUGCAUCGUGCACUCGAGCGCCAGCGACGGCGCUUCCUGCUGCAGCGGUUCCAGCGAGGCAGACUCGAAUACCCAGGCUAGUUCCAGCUCGUGCAUCGACACCGACUCGCAGCCCUCGUUCCACACCCAGCUUCCCCCGCCCAUCUUCCCCGGAGACGUGUUCUACCCGACCCCUGGGCCCGAGAAGAGCUUCCACGGCUUUGGAGCGUACCAGAACUACGAGGCGCCCGCUUAUGUGCGCCGCGACAGCCUCGAGUCGGCCACGUCCGCUGCGUCUGCCAACAUCAUGACGCCUCCCGUCACCCCGGUCCUGUAUGCGAACAACGGGUGCACCGAGAAGGGAUACCCGCCGGAGGGCUACGGCGCGGAUCUGGCGACGGAUCACUUCUUCGCGCACUAG
Trichosporon asahii var. asahii CBS 2479 is the source of this 1233-nucleotide messenger RNA. RefSeq lists its product as uncharacterized. The record is from RefSeq and is a predicted model, not a curated record. NCBI's taxonomy places the organism in Eukaryota, Fungi, Basidiomycota, Tremellomycetes, Trichosporonales, Trichosporonaceae. Gene Ontology annotation, biological process: regulation of DNA-templated transcription. The transcript is spliced from 3 exons. Gene Ontology annotation, molecular function: zinc ion binding. The coding region runs from base 1 to 1233 and encodes 410 amino acids.